AAUUUCAGUUGAAAACGAGGCGUCCAACAGAGCGGUGUUGAUUCAAAAGCCGCUGGAACAGCUGGAAGAAUACCAUUGUGCUCUCUCGCGCUCUCACUCUCUUUUGAUCGCCAAGCCAACACGUGGGCGUGCAUUAAUAGAGCGAUAUUAUUGCUUUAAAAACGUGAUUAGUUUUUGCGGAUUCCGAACCUAAAUAUGUCGCAUAUCGUUCUGGUAAUUGGAAGCGGCGGUCGGGAGCACGCGAUUUGCUGGAAGUUAUCGCAAUCCCCGAAAAUUUCCAAAAUAUACGCCUUGCCCGGCAGCCAUGGAAUUAAGCAAGUGGACAAGUGCCUCAAUCUGGACGCCCAGACUUUGGAUCCUAAGGAUUUCGAGGCCAUUGCCAAGUGGAGCAAGGAAAAUCAGAUUUCCCUAGUGGUUGUGGGACCCGAAGAUCCCUUGGCCUUGGGUUUGGGCGAUGUGCUCCAGAAUCAUGGAAUCGCCUGCUUUGGACCUGGCAAACAAGGUGCCCAAAUCGAGGCGGACAAAAAGUGGGCUAAGGACUUUAUGCUGCGUCAUGGCAUUCCAACGGCACGCUAUGAGAGCUUCACGGACACGGAUAAGGCCAAGGCAUUCAUCAGAAGCGCCCCUUACCCAGCUCUGGUGGUGAAGGCCGCUGGUUUGGCGGCUGGAAAGGGCGUGGUGGUGGCUGCCAAUGUGGACGAGGCCUGCCAAGCGGUGGACGAGAUCCUGGGACAGCUGAAGUACGGCCAGGCGGGAUCCACACUGGUGGUAGAGGAGCUGAUAGAGGGCGAAGAGGUGUCCGUGCUGGCCUUCACCGAUGGCAAAAGCGUGCGGGUCAUGCUGCCCGCCCAGGAUCACAAGCGUCUGGGCAACGGGGACACGGGUCCGAACACCGGAGGCAUGGGCGCCUACUGCCCAUGUCCCUUGAUCAGCCAGCCAGCCCUCGAACUGGUCCAAAACGCAGUGCUGGAAAGGGCAGUAAAGGGUCUGGUCAAGGAGCGGAUCACCUACCAGGGCGUUCUCUACGCGGGACUCAUGCUGACCCGUGACGGCCCUCGAGUCCUGGAGUUCAACUGUCGGUUUGGCGAUCCCGAAACGCAGGUUAUCCUGCCGCUCCUCGAAACCGAUCUCUUCGAAGUAAUGCAGGCCUGCUGCACAGGACAGCUGGACAAGGUUCCCCUGCAAUGGCGCAAUGGAGUUAGCGCCGUAGGUGUGAUCCUAGCCAGUGCUGGCUAUCCAGAGACCUCCACCAAGGGAUGCCUUAUAGCCGGACUGCCGGCCGCCAAUUCCCCCACUCAAUUGGUUUUUCACAGCGGCCUUGCUGUGAAUGCAAAAAAGGAAGCCUUGACCAACGGCGGUCGGGUCCUUAUCGCCAUUGCUCUGGACGGCAGCUUAAAGGAGGCCGCCGCCAAGGCCACCAAAUUGGCUGGCAGCAUCACCUUUUCGGGAUCUGGAGCUCAGUACAGGACGGACAUUGCCCAGAAGGCAAUCAAAAUAGCUACUGCUGGCUCCCCGGGUCUGAGUUACAAGGACAGCGGCGUGGAUAUCGACGCUGGGGAUGCGCUCGUGCAGCGCAUCAAGCCCUUGUCCCGUGGCACCCAGCGUCCAGGCGUCCUCGGGGGCCUGGGUGGAUUCGGAGGACUCUUCCGGAUAAAGGAACUCAGCUACAAGGAGCCAGUGAUUGCAGAGGCCACCCAGGGGGUGGGCGCCAAGAUCCACCUGGCCCUGGAGCACGAGCUGUACGAAAACGUUGGCUACGACUUGUUCGCCCUGGCCGCCAACGAUCUCCUGGAGCUGGGCGCCGAACCGGUGGCUUUCUUGGACUACAUUGCCUGUGGCAAGCUGCACGUUCCCCUGGCCGCCCAGUUGGUCAAGGGAAUGGCUGACGGUUGCCGCGAUGCGCGGUGCGCAUUAGUUGGUGGCGAAACUGCCGAGAUGCCAUCUCUUUAUGCGCCCGGUCAGCAUGACAUGGCUGGCUACUGCGUGGGAAUCGUGGAGCAAUCGCGGAUCCUGCCCCGCUUUGAUCUUUACCAGCCGGGUGACCUCCUCGUCGGUCUGCCCUCGUCUGGACUCCACUGUGCUGGCUUCAACGAGAUACUCACCCAGUUGGCUGCGUUGAAAGUGAAUCUCAGGGAUUGCUCGCCCGUUGACGGUGGUGAGGAUGGCCUGACCUUGGCUCAUGUCCUGGCCACGCCCACACGCCAGUAUGUCCAGCAGUUGCUGCCUCAUCUCCAAAAGGGCGAUGAGAUCAAGGCGGUGUCCCACGUUACCCAUGGUCUGCUGAGCGAUGUCCUGCGCCUUCUGCCCGAAGGUUAUGAGACGACACUAGACUUCGGGGCGGUGCCGGUGCCCAAAAUCUUUGGCUGGCUGUCAGGCAAGCUGAAGCUCAGUGCCCAGGCGCUCCUGGAGCGGCACAACUGCGGCAUUGGCAUGGUUCUGAUCCUGCCGCAGUCGAGUCAACUAUGGCGGACAUCCCUGCCAGGAGCCAAAGUGCUGGGUGUCCUGCAGCGGCGGUCAAAAACCAGCGGGUCACCCGUUCAGGUGCGCAACUUUGUGGAGCAACUGCAGAAGGUGGCCUCUCCGUUCGGUGGCCUUGGCGAGCGUGAGCUACCCGAGGAGCUGAAGGAACUGACCGCCAAGCUGAGCCUAGCACCUCCUCGUGAAGAGUGCUUUGAAAACGCGUCUGGGCGUCGGCUCACACGCAUUCCCAGUCACUACGAGGACCCCAUUCUCAUCCUGGGCACCGACGGCGUGGGCACCAAGCUGAAAAUAGCCCAGCAAACGAACCGCAACGCCAGCGUGGGAAUCGAUCUGGUGGCCAUGUGCGUCAAUGACAUCCUUUGUAACGGAGCUGAACCCCUCAGCUUCUCAAGCUACUACGCAUGCGGCCACUGGCAGGAGGAGCUGGCCAAGGAGGUCCUCUCUGGAGUUCAGGAGGGUACCAGGCAGGCCAACAGCAGUUUUAUUGCCUCACACAGUGCAGCUCUACCGCUGCUGUAUGGGCCGCAGGUCUAUGAUCUGGCUGGCUUUGCCUUGGGCAUAACUGAACGCUCCGGCAUCCUGCCACUUCUGGACGAAAUUCAGCCAGGAGAUGUGCUCGUCGGCCUGCCUUCGUCCGGUGUCCACAGCAACGGAUUCAGCUUGGUCCACGCCGUCCUAAAGCGUGUGGGACUGGGACUGGACGACAAGGCGCCUUUCAGCGAGAAGACGCUGGGCGAGGAGCUGCUGGUGCCCACCAAGAUAUAUGUGCAGGCACUGUCCUCCCUGCUGUCCAGAGGGAAUCACGGCAUCAAGGCAUUGGCCCACAUCACAGGAGGUGGCCUCAGCGAGAACAUACCGCGAGUGCUGCGCAAGGACCUGGCCGUGCGUCUCGAUGCCAACAAGUACCAGCUUCCUCCCGUUUUCGCCUGGCUGGCGUCAGCCGGAAACAUCAGCUCCACCGAGUUGCAGCGCACCUACAACUGUGGACUGGGCAUGAUCCUGGUGGUGGCUCCCACGCAAGUUGAGGCGGUGCUCAAGGAGUUGCGCUAUGCCCAACGUGCUGCUGUCGUCGGGGAGGUGAUUGCCCGCAAGGACACGAAGAAACCGCAGGUGCUGGUCCAGAACUUCGAAGCGUCGUUGGCCAGGACUCAGAAGAUCCUAUCGCUGCCGCGAAAACGAGUGGCCGUCCUCAUCUCGGGCACGGGCAGCAACCUGCAGGCACUCAUAGAGGCCACGCGGGACUCGGCCCAGGGAGUGCAUGCGGAGAUCGUGCUGGUGAUCAGCAACAAGCCGGCUGUCCUGGGACUGGAACGUGCCACCCGCGCAGGGGUGCCGUCACUGGUCAUCUCCCACAAGGACUUUGCCAGCCGGGAGGUCUACGAUGCGGAGCUCACGCGAAACCUGAAGGCGGCUCGCGUGGAUUUGAUCUGCCUGGCCGGCUUCAUGCGAGUCCUGAGUGCUCCGUUUGUUCGGGAGUGGCGUGGACGCCUCAUCAACAUCCAUCCUUCGCUGCUGCCCAAGUACCCGGGGCUGCAUGUUCAACGGCAGGCCUUGGAGGCGGGCGAAAAGGAGUCCGGCUGCACGGUGCACUUCGUGGACGAGGGCGUGGAUACGGGAGCGAUCCUAGUUCAGGCCGCAGUUCCCAUUUUACCCGACGAUGAUGAGGACUCGCUGACGCAACGCAUACAUAAGGCUGAGCAUUGGGCUUUCCCCAGGGCAUUGGCGCUCCUGGCAAGCGGGGCAGUUCGACUUUCUCCGGAGGGAAGUCAGUGAGUUUGCGACAAAAGGUCUUAUGACAACUUGAAUGAAAAUCACAGGAAUGAAUUAAUCUAUAGAGCGUACAAACAUAUGUGUACACUGUACCAAUGUAAAGACAUAAUUCCCUAACUCAAAGACUAAAAACAAGUCGAAUUAGUUUUAAAUCCAAUCUCUAAUUAUUUUUGCAAAAGUUUUGAUAGGUUAAGCAUGACGUUUUUUAUUAAUAAAUAUUAUUUACAAAAUUUA
Drosophila elegans is the source of this 4485-nucleotide messenger RNA. It is a transcript of the gene Gart, whose product is annotated as trifunctional purine biosynthetic protein adenosine-3. Bases 196 to 4254 code for a protein of 1352 amino acids. Lineage: Eukaryota; Metazoa; Arthropoda; Insecta; Diptera; Drosophilidae. Gene Ontology annotation, cellular component: cytosol. The record is from RefSeq and is a predicted model, not a curated record. The transcript is spliced from 7 exons. Gene Ontology annotation, biological process: adenine biosynthetic process; 'de novo' IMP biosynthetic process. Gene Ontology annotation, molecular function: phosphoribosylformylglycinamidine cyclo-ligase activity; metal ion binding; ATP binding.